ACGUUAGUUACUUCCGAAAUAGAAAAAAAAAAUCAUCGAUUCUGUUACGGAUGAAUAAAAGAAUGUUUCCAUCAUGACGUCAUCAGAGAUAUGUGUUAAUAUGGUCAAGUGUUUGGAGAAUGUCUGGAGUGAUCAAAUGUUGUUUGACUUUGUGGUUAAGAUCGCAGACGAAACUAUCGAAUGUCAUCGGCUAAUCCUAGCUGCAUGCUCGGAAUUUUUUAAGGGCCUCUUCCGUUCCGGCAUGCGAGAAGUCACGGAGAAUUGUGUUGUAUUGGAAGAUAUUUCCAGUGACGUAUUUAAGAUCAUUCUGAAAAUUGUAUACACAGGUUCUAAUCUGUUGACUUUAGAAAAUAAUUUUGAAGUCUGGCGCGCGGUUCAUCAGCUACAGAUCCCAUUUUUAGUGAAUUUGUGCGAGACUUUUGCUAUAGAAGCACUUACAGUAGAUACUUGGGGCAAUAUUUACACAAAUGCUAAACUUUUAGAUUCGAAAAGAGUUCUUAAAGGGCUUCAAACUUUCAUGUUAAAAAACUUUGAACAAGUCAGUCUUUCAACAACAUUUCUGCAAAUGUCUUUCAGUGAAGUUCGUGAUUUGAUACAGAGUCAAGACCUCGUAGUUGCUAGUGAGGAUAUAGUCCUAGAGUCUGUGAUAAGAUGGGUCGGUUUUAUACCUCAUAGUGAGCUUAACAGAAACAACGUUUUGGAAACUCAUUCUAAACCUAAUAUGAACGGAAAUGAUCCAAUUACUGAAACAACAUUGGUUGAUAAAAAUCACGGCGACAUUACAAAAAGCAUUGAAGAAAAUAACACAAAUGCUAUAAUUGAGGCAAACUCUAUUAUUGAAACAAAUCCCGAGUUGAAAGAUUACCGUAGUGAUAAGUCUCGUGAUAUUCUACCUGACUAUUCUUCUAGGAAAGAUAAACUUACAGAGUUGUUGCAGCACGUGAGGACGUGUCUUGUAAGUCCAUCUGUUUUAUCUCAUGUCUACAAAAUGAAAAUCAUUUCUGAAAGUAAUGUGUUAAUGAAUAUUAUAUUUGAUGCGAUAUACUAUGUUCAAAACUUUAGACACGGUCAGUGGCCAACGGCUGCUAUCCAACGAUCUUGUAGUAAAUAUUUUGAAGCUGGAGUACUCGAACAAAACGAUGGUGAAUUUACUGUGCUAAACGUACUCGAAUACAAAUUGUAUGAUAUUCCAAAAUGUAAAUUUCUACAAGAAAAUGUUCAGCUCGUCUCUUUUGACGGUGAACUUUUUGCUACAGGGAGGCAACUCAACCAACCCAAUGGACCUUGUAAACUUUUUGUAUUUUGCGACAAAUACUGGUUGGAGGUUCUGUCAAUGCCAGGACCGAAUUUGCUCUUGUUGUCACAUGAUCAAUUUAUUUACAUUUUUAACAAGGACAAUCAAAUCAUUUACAGAAUACAGCCAAAGCAAAAACUACCUAUUUUAGAAACGUUUACACUGCUCCCGAAAAAUGCUGAAAUUAAACAUUCGAUGAACUUUGAAAAGUUUAUUUUAAUAUUUUGCUCUGAAACUGACAAUGGCAUAGACAAAACAGCUGUCCAUAAAUUAGAUAUUUCAUCCAAAAUUUGGACUAAAUUAGCCAUCCUGGAUGGAGCAGCUGAACACAUAAUUAGUUUCAAGAACGAUAACUACUGCUAUGUUUUACAAGCCGACGGAUGUUUGUGGACUAUUUUAAAUUCAAAUUCAAACUCGAUCAUUGAACUAAAAUUUGUUUUAAAACUUUGGAAUAUACAAAAAAUCUUAUACGGCGCUUUGGCAUACAGGGACCUACUUAUUAUUGGAUUUGAUUGCCCGAGUCCUUCAACAAUACACGUGGAUAGAGUAAAAAUAGUUCCUGGACACUUUCAAGAGAUAAAAUACUGGACAUGUAAAGAUAAAUGUUCAAAUUUAAUUCCUAUCACAUUACCGAAAAAGUAUAUAUCUUAAACUUACUGCUUAGGAUUGUUUCCAACUUAUACUUGACUGUUUAAUUUACCUCUUUUAAAACAAGAGAUUGAUCCUCUAAGAUGUCAUUUUUACUCAUCAGUUAUAUCUAUACCAUUUUUAUGAAAUAAAGCUGCAUCUUUAAAUUUAGUUAAAACAAAUAUCAAAAUAAUAAAAUUAAAUAAUUUCUAUAGUAAGACAAGCAGAUUUUUUUUUUUUACUUUAAAUUUUGUAAUGAAAUUAAACUUUUACAUUUUUUUUAGAUAUAUCUUACAAAUAAACAAAAAGUUUUUGCUUAUUCAAGAAACAGCUGGUGGCAACAAUACGUGAUAGGUGAACCAUGUGUAUUUACCCAAACAGGCCUACUGUAAUUUGCAUGUUAGUAAUUUAAAAACAUCUUUAACUGGUGAUUUGAAUAACACCGUGUAUUAGUGAUACAAAUAUAAAUAUUGGGGCAUUUUGUGUAGUUAAAUCUAUAACUUUUUCAGUUUAAAUUAAAAAAAAUAUUUUUCCAAUUUGUUGAAUUUAGAGAAGAGGUAGCCUGUCGUAUUAUUGAUGUUUUUUAAAAAUCAAGUCGAAUUGUUACAGAUAGAUUGUCUCUGUUAGCUGGACUUAGACUUGUGUUUAUCGUCGCCUGGCAUUUGAGUCGUUUUACACACAAAAACACUUAUAUUUAUAAAAUGUAUUCUAAAUGCAUUCAAUUCUUUAAAUACAUUUUAAAAAGUUAUAUUUACCAGAACAGAAUAUUUACAACUGAUUGUCUGCGAAUGUCAAAAACAUGCUUU
Molecule: messenger RNA, 2727 nt
Organism: Physella acuta
Lineage: Eukaryota; Metazoa; Mollusca; Gastropoda; Physidae
Molecular function (GO): protein binding
Source: RefSeq, a predicted model, not a curated record